AUCAGCCAUUUGUAUUUUAAUAAUCCGUGAGGGUUUAUCUAUGUCCGUGAGCACCUGAACUCAUAUCUAGAUUGUUACGGAUGGUUAGCAUAUGGUUACGGUUUUCAAGUCGUGUGUAAUUACAGGUGCAUGGAAUAUUUGAAUAAGUAAUGGCAUCCAAAGUGACAUUCAAGAUCACUCUCACAUCCGAUCCUAAACUUCCCUUCAAAGUGUUGAGCGUUCCAGAAAAUACACCGUUCACUGCAGUGCUCAAAUAUGCUGCUGAAGAAUUCAAAGUCCCACCAGCAACUUCAGCAGUGAUCACUGAUGACGGGAUCGGGAUAAAUCCCCAACAGACUGCAGGUAAUGUUUUCUUGAAGCACGGUUCUGAACUUCGGUUAAUUCCCAGAGAUCGAGUGGGCACAAGAUGGAACCUCACUGCACACCUGCCCAGUUGGUCAUAGCAGUACAUUUGAAAUCUGGUUUAUGUAUCAGUUCAAUACAACAAGAAAAACUUUUGUAUACUGUUCUAAAAUUCAUUGUGUAUUUAUUUUAUUUUAGCUAUAUAAAUUUAUGACAAUGUUCUCAGAGCAUUAAAGUUACUUUCUGUAAUUAAAACUUACUGGGACAUUUUAGAAUACAGAACUAUAUCUGAAGACUUAAAAUUCUAUGUGUAAGUGCAUGGAAACCUUUAAUGAAGAAAUUUGAAUGCUGUCUCACCAGCAGGUACCUCUUCGAGGUAUGUUCCUGCCUGGUCCAGGAGCUUAUUAAUUUUCUUGAUUACAUUAAAUUAAUGCAGCCAUAAGGCCUCUUUGUAUAAGCCAUGCAGCAGUAAAUAUCUCUGUAUUGUCAGUGAGUGAGCAUGAUUGUUACUGUAGCUUAUCCAAAGUUAAGAAAUGGUUAUUGCGCUUAUGGCAGUAGUGUUGUAACAUGAUAGUUCCUUUAGCGUGAGUCCAGCCAAGUGCUGGAUGAGCUUCUAACUGGUUAAGCCCAUAACUUUGGACUAGUGUGAUAAUGUGGGACUUCAUUGGGGCUGGAAUGACGAAAAUCAGGGGAAAACUGAUUAUCUCACAGUAAUGCUUCUUAAUUAUCAUUUCAUCCACCAUUAAUCUCACUUGAAGUCGUCCAAGACUGAACCCAGAUCUUGGCAGUCAAGAGGCCAAAAUCUAGCCACCUGAGCUAUGACGUGGUCAGUGUUGUAACAUAUAGCAAGAUAAUGCAGGAACCCAGGUACAUGACUGCAACUUGACUCUGCGAGACGUGAAUGUUUAUAAAGUCGCCUUGUUGGUAAGUUCAUAUGGCAUUCAAGAAAAGUAUUUCGUCACAUUUUUAUGAAAAACUUUUCUCUCUCCCCCCCACCCCACCCAUCAUGUUCAAAGUGUUAGAGAUAUUUAAAAGCUGAACUCAGUACUUAAAUUCAUUUGUUGAGUUUCACCACAGAAGCAAAUCAGAAAGCUAAUUUUGCAGUUGCAUUCAACAUGCUUGAAUACACACAAUAUAUCAUUGACACACAGAAACCUUCAACUAAAUUGUAUUUCGUGUUUACUCAUGUUCUGUUUGCUCCCAGUAGUUUGCCUUUUCUGUUCCUGCACGCUCGUAUGGUUUUAUGUUUGAAACAUUCCUGAUUUGGCCUUGCAUAGUUUCAAAAUCUUGAUACUGUAUUUGUAUGAUUUCUCUUUCUCAUAGACACAAAAGAGUACAUGCCCAUGAAAAGCACAUAUUGCCUCGUCAGUCGUGAGGUAUUCUUCUGUCAUACAUACCUCUUGACAUUUUUUUGUCAAAAUUUGCAAAAUGGCCUGAUGUGUAAUGGUGUGGUUAACCAUUUUGCAUUUGUUUUUCAUUGUCAUUCUGAUGCAACAAAUUCAAAAUAGCCCAUAAUCUGCCCAGAGGCAUUCCAUUGACUGUACGUAAUUAGUUUCCAGAAUCUGUUGUGUGCACCAGUAAUUUCUUGUGUUAUGACCACAAACAAUUUUAUGCCUUGUGUAAGUGGUUGUAUGCUGAUUAUGGUUUUAGAGGGCCUUCUAUUUUUCUUCUUGUUCAUCUGCUGUUGUGCAUACCUUUCAGUUUCUUAACUUAAAAACUGGCGCAAAAUCCAUACAUUCCGGUAAAUGAAGGCCUUUGUAUUUUAUCAGGUUUUUCCCCUUUCAAACAGCUGUGAUUUUUGAGCCUGAAAAUGUUUCUGACAGUACGUAUUUCAUAUGUUGGACAUGUCCAUUGGCUGAGGUAUAUUUGAUGCACACUUUUGGAAUUGACUCUACUCCCUUCUUCAAGUGACUGCUUGCCAUUGUUAUUUUUUGUUCUCUUGUCACAGGUUUUUUUGUUCUUAUUGUUUUCUGCUCUUGAACCUGUGGUGAAAUCUGAGAGGUGGGCCACUCAGAUUUCAAGUUUCAGAUUGUAGCACUUUCCUUAUUAUGUGCAAUGAACCUUGUAUGGCUGUCUUUUGUAGAUGAUCUAUUCAUUCCUCUUCCUAAGUAUUUUCCAGAAACAUUAGUGGUCACUGUCCACUCUUUGGCGAUGCCGUCCAUGGAUGGUUAUAAUUUUUCUCAUUUUUCUAUCCAGUUCUUGUGUUUAUUCUUGGUGUCAGUUAAUAAUUAUGAAGCUGCAUCUUGGUGUUUGUAUUACCAAUUAUCCACUUGCUUGCAUUUUAUUUUUGUGCGUACGACCACGUUCAAAAUUGAUCUUAGUCUCCGUUCAGCUUGUGAUCUGAAUGCUGUACAUAUUCUGAAUAUAUAUAUUAUUUUAUUUAUGUAGUGUACAUUUCUGAUAUAAUAAAAAAUUGUUCUUAUAGUGACUAUAAAGCAUAAAAGCUAAAUUAAAUAGUGUAUGUUGGAUUAAAAAAUAACAAUACACAUUAAGAGCCCUUGUCCACAGUCCUUUUAACUGACAUAAAAAUUUAAUUUUACAUUGUACGUGAUGUUAACAAUACAGAUCUCUGUUUACAGUGCAUUGUUUAGAGAAAGCCGAAGGACUAUUAUACUGCACCCUACACAAAAAGUCAUGGAAAUACAUUAAUAUAAGAAAGAAUAAUCAGUUUUCAAUAGAAAUGUUAAGAUAAUACAAAACAAUGAAUGCCGUAUUUCACCUGACAUAAAGAAAUUAUGUAUUGCGACAUUUUUACUAUAAGAAAAUAAUGCAGCCUUGUGAAUACAAUAUGAAUGUCUGCAGGGAGUACCAAAUAAUGAAUGUUAUGUCUUACCAAUUAAUAUGUUAACACAUCAGUGGGCAGGAACCUAUAAAAGUCAUGGUAUUCAUUUAACAUGUACUUGCACAUAACAAGCAAAUUUACUUUCUUUUAGUAAGUGAUAGAAAGUGGCAGUUAUAAACAAUUUAUGAUCAGUUUUCAUGCUUUAUGUGUUUGCUAUUGUACUGAAAAUACUUUGUUUUGGUCCCUCAUUAUCACUGUGUGGAACCGAGCCUUUCCGCCGAUUUGUAAGUGGCAAAUGUAUGUCUGGAGCUUUGUGUGGUAACAUAACAUUGUGCGACCAUAAUUACAGGAGAGAAGAGGGGAAAUUAAUGUUGUAAGGAAGUGAAUUGUAAUACAGGUUCAUUUGCA
Zootermopsis nevadensis is the source of this 3532-nucleotide messenger RNA. RefSeq names its product Ubiquitin-fold modifier 1 (gene Ufm1). NCBI's taxonomy places the organism in Eukaryota, Metazoa, Arthropoda, Insecta, Blattodea, Termopsidae. Gene Ontology annotation, biological process: protein K69-linked ufmylation. The record is from RefSeq and is a predicted model, not a curated record. Gene Ontology annotation, cellular component: cytoplasm; nucleus.